Mercurialis annua (annual mercury) is the source of this 2280-nucleotide messenger RNA. Its product is annotated as pentatricopeptide repeat-containing protein At2g33760-like. The record is from RefSeq and is a predicted model, not a curated record. Lineage: Eukaryota; Viridiplantae; Streptophyta; Magnoliopsida; Malpighiales; Euphorbiaceae. The transcript has a single exon. Gene Ontology annotation, molecular function: RNA binding; zinc ion binding; protein binding. The coding region runs from base 174 to 2123 and encodes 649 amino acids. Gene Ontology annotation, biological process: RNA modification.
UAUAUGAAUAACGAAAUGAAUUAACCGAAAUUCAGUCAUUACUAAGCGACAUGACGCUUCACCCUGCUCAUGGAUACGACAUAACAGCAAAGAUUUUCCCUCAGCCGCAAGACGACAAGACGUGUUUUGCAUGAAUUUGCUCGUAAUAUGUUCUGUCUGAAUUUGAGAUUUUGAUGAUCCGCUCCCUUUUUAUCAACUUCAUGUCCAAAAUCCUUAAAAUUGAAACCACUAACAAAUUCCUUAACAAUGUUAAUCUCCGGUUCCAAUGUUGUUCAACUUCUACAGCAUUAUCAGAUACCAUGUUUCAACCUCAAUUUCAUCAACAGGCCACCUUAGCAGACCCACCCGUAGCUCAAAUACCCAAAAUGUCAAACCCUAAUUUUUCAUUUAUAAACACUAGAAUUUUAAUCUCCACGCUCAUGAACUGCAAAAACAUUUUUCAAAUUAAACAAGUUCAUGCAUUAACGACUACAGCUAGUAUGCUUAAUAAUGACGUCAGUGUAGCUAACAAGCUCUUGUUUGUAUAUGUGCGAAACAAAUAUUUAACUGAUGCAUAUCUAUUGUUUGAUAAAAUGCCACAGAGAGAUUCUGGUUCUUGGAGUGUAAUGAUUGGUGGGUUUGCUAAAGUUGGUGAUUUUAUGCCCUGUUUUAUGACUUUUAGGGAAUUGAUUAGAACUGGGAUGCAAGUACAACCUGAUAAUUAUACAUUGCCUUCUGUUAUAAAAGCUUGUAGGGAUACAAUGGAUAUGAAUAUGGGUAGACUGAUACAUUGUGUUGCGAUGAAAUAUGGGUUGCAGUUGGAUCAUUUUAUUUGUGCUGCGUUGGUUGAUAUGUAUGCUAAAUGUAGAGUGAUUGAUGAUGCUAAACUAUUGUUUGACGAAAUGCCGAGUAAGGAUCUUGUAACAUGGACUGUUAUGAUUAAUGGAUAUGCUGAAUGUGGGAAUGCGAAAGAGUCCUUGGUUUUGUUUGAUCUUAUGAGAGAAGAAGGUUUUGUUCCCGAUAAGAUUGCUAUGGUUUCUGUUGUUAAUGCUUGUGCUAAAUUGGGUGCUAUGAAUAAGGCUAGGCUUGUUCAUGAAUAUAUAUGUAGAAAUACGUUUUCUUUGGAUGUGAUAUUGGGAACAGCAAUGAUUGACAUGUAUGCUAAGUGUGGAGAUGUUGAGGCUGCGAGGGAAAUCUUUGAUAAGAUGCAACGGAAGAAUGUGAUUUCAUGGAGUGCAAUGAUUGCAGCUUAUGGAUAUCAUGGGCAAGGCAGGAGAGCUCUUGAAUUGUUCCCUAUGAUGUUAAGCAGUGGGAUAGUGCCUAACAAUAUCACAUUUGUUUCCCUAUUAUAUGCUUGUAGUCAUGCAGGCUUGGUUGAAGAUGGUCUUCAGAUGUUCUCCUUGAUGGGGGAAAGUUAUGGCGUAAGGCCUGAUAUAAAGCACUAUACUUGUAUGGUUGACCUUUUGGGGAGAGCUGGGAGACUUGACGAGGCAUUUAGAUUUAUUGAGAAUAUGCCAGUCGAGAAAGAUGAGGGUUUAUGGUCUGCAUUGCUUGGAGCAUGUAGGAUCCAUAAACGUAUAGACUUGACAGAAAAGGCCGCAAAGUCCCUUCUUGAACUACAACCUCAGAAUCCGGGACACUAUAUAUUGCUUUCUAACAUUUAUGCAAAUGCAGGUCAGUGGAAAGAUGUAGCAAAGAUUAGAGAACUGUUCACCAAAAGAAAACUGAAAAAAAUCCCUGGUUAUACUUGGAUUGAAGUGGAUAACAUUAUUUAUCAGUUUAAUGUCGGGGAUAUAGCUCAUCCUCGAAACAAGGAGAUUUACGCGAUGCUGAAGACUUUGAGUCAGAAGUUGAAGUUGGCUGGGUAUGUUCCAGAUACAAACUUUGUAUUACAUGAUGUUGAUGAAGAAGUUAAAGUUGGACUUCUUUAUACUCAUAGUGAGAAGUUGGCAAUUGCAUUUGCGCUUAUUGCAACACCUGACGGAACUCCUAUCAGAAUGUCAAAGAACCUUAGAGUCUGUGGAGACUGUCACACUUUUAGUAAGCUUGUGUCAGAUAUUACAAAGAGGGAGAUCAUUGUCCGAGAUGCUAAUCGCUUUCACCACUUCAAGGAAGGGGCUUGUUCAUGUGGUGAUUAUUGGUAAUCAAUAUGAUCCCUAGGGUACAUUUCCUCGUCUCAUAUUAUACUUUUAGAUUGCAUAUACUGUGCCUAAAUUCUCAGUUAUUGCUAGAUUAAAUCUAAAUUGCAUAUACUUCAGUAUUUUGAUGGGUGCAAAUAUAUACUUGGGAUUUGAAGUUUCA